AAUGCCCGCUUCCCUCCUCUCUCUCUCUCUCUCUCUCUCUCUCUCCGGCGAUUCCAGAUCUGGAUCUAGGGUUUUUCUCCAUCACGUUUCUACUACUCCAAUUCCUCAUGGAAAUCAUACAGUCCUCUCAAAAUCAAACAGUCCUCUCAAAAUCAAACUCAAGUCUAGGUUUUGAACGUCACGGAGAGUUGAAGAUGAUGCAAGCAGCUGUUUUAAUUGGUGGUGGUUAGCAACGAUAGAGAUGGUGGUGGUCUGCAGCGUAUGGUGUUAAUGGUUAGCGUCAACAGAUUCUGGUGACCCAACCUAGGGUUUAAAGCAUCGACCAGAUUCUGGUAGCCCUAUCUAGGGUUCUGACCAUAACCCCAAUCCGGUGAAAGCUGUAGAUCUGGUUAGUAAAGGAAUGACAACGAAAUUCGUGUUGUGUGAUUAAUGAAGAUAUUCUAAAAGAACAAAAUAUGUGAAGAAAGAGUAUAAGGAAAUCCAGGAGGGUAGUUCUCUUUUUAUACAACUACUGUAGUUGUUCAGCAUAACCCCCCCCCCCCACACACACACACACAUGUGAGAGGUGAUAUUGGCCCGUUUACCUUUAAAAUGGGUCGAUUUGGGUUCAGUUUUGGUGGGCUGAGUUGCAGGUCACAAGGUAGAGGUUGUGGUGAUAUUUGUGCAGUUCAGAACAGGUCAGGUUGGGGUAUUGGGACCUGGAUGUGGGGAAGAUGAGUCGUUUCUGAUGGUCAAUCUACUGCUUAUAGAAGUUAUGUUGAAAGGUUCAUGGCCCUUGAUGAACUUUAGUCUGUUCCAAACUCAAAGAGCCUGAAGAUCGGUGACCUUUGGUGGCAAUGGUCAUGAAGAAGCUAUGGUAGCAGUCGGAAUCAAGACUAGAUGGAAGUGGUUUUGGGUUGCUAGGGUUCUGUCAUGAACCCAGGCAGUGCUGACACCUUAGAAGAGCUCGAAGAUGAUUAGGGGUUAAUUCCAGGUAGUCAAGAACAUAAUAAGAUCGAUGGCUCCUUUCAUCCAGUUUCGGUCGUUCAUCGGGUGCCGCUACGAAACCAAAGACGGUUGGGCAUUGUCUCUUCACUCUUGAAUUAUCAUUCGUAGCCUUUAUCCAGUUUCUGUUUGUCGAUUUGUAUGGUCGUGGAUUUGGCAAUUAACACUAACUAAAACAAUGCCGGCUAUUAUGGUAUGUCUCCAGGUCUGAUUCCUUUCAUUGCUGAUAUACAUUCUGAACACAGGUAACUUUAAUUUCAAUCAUUAGUGCAGCAGUCCGGUUUGUCGAUUGUUCAUUGUUACCGUCUAUUGGUUUUUAGAUACUAUUUUCUAAGCGUGUUUGGUUGAUUGAAUAGACUUGAUUUAGAGUUUGGGCAAAGGGGUUGUUUUGUGAUUUUUCUAUUAUGUAAUGUUAUAAUAUGAUUUGAAGUUACUAAGUUCAAUACAAAAUUUUGGGUUAUAAAUUAGCUAAACUGUCGUUUGGAAUGGUCUAUUUGUCGACUGCUUAUUCGGAUUGAUUAUCUGCUUAUUGUGUUUUGAUGCAGAAAUAACAUGUUUUGAGGGCGUUUGGAUUGGUUAAUUAAACUUUCUUAUGUGUUUAGUUGUGAGUGAAAUAAAAGUUAUUUUCAACACGCGGUUUGAAGUUGUUUAUUCCAAAUUGCUUAUUAUAACCGGAUAAAAAGUUUUAAUAGGUAAUCCCAAACACCUGUAGUGUUGAAUUGUGUUUAACUAUGAACUGUUGGUUCUGGUGCAGUGGAUAGAUAAGGAAGGAUAGACUGCAGAUGGAGCUGAUGCAGAUGAAGAUAGAAUUGAAUUGCUACUGAAGGAAGGCAAGGGUAAAGAUACCGUAGAACUAAUUACUUCGGGAAGGGAAAAGUUUGCUUCAGUUUCGUUCCAUCUGGUGGUGGUGGUGUUGCAGUUGCUGGUGGUGUUGUGCUUGCUGUUGUUACUGUAGCUGAGGCAGAGAAGGAGGAGAAGGCUGAAGAUAAGAGGAAUAUGAUGUUGUGUCUAAUGUGCAGUUCGAUCCAUUGCACAACAUCUGUUGUGUUUAUGAAGGAAAAAUUCCAAAGUUUGCUGAAUUCAAUAGUAUUCUGGAGUUCAUGAAGAGGUUGUCGAUACAGAAAGCUUUAACAAAUCAACAUCUUGUAUUUCGAUCAGCAUUUCUGGGAGAAGGCAACACAUAAUGAAGAAAAUAAAACAAUAAAUUCGAUUGUAAGCUUGAACGGCCAAGAUAAACCAAUCAUCAUCACAUAGCAGCUUGUACGUGAAGUGAUAGACUUUCCGGAUGAUGAAAAUUCUCCGACAAAGUUCCCAGAGAGGAUGGUCAAAGGUUGCAUGUUGCGGAUGGGUUACAAUGGUCCACUGAACAAGUUUCUUAUACACUCAGUGUUGCAUGCUCUAAGUCAUCGAAAGGGAGGUUAUGAUGUGAUGCGGGGUUAUCAAAUGUGCAUGGUGACGACAUUCGUGUUAAACAAGAAGUAUAACUUUUCAAAGAUUGUGUUCCAUUUUAUGGUAGAGAAUAUUACUUCGAAAAGCAAGACUUGGAUUUAUCCAUGAUUUGUUCAGAUGAUGUUGGAUCAUGCUUAUCCUGAUCUGGAGAAAGAUGAAAACAAUGAUUUGUUGAUGCUAUUCCACAUGGAUAAUGAGACUUUGAAGGUUUUAGCAAGAUAUCACACAAACCAUCCGGAGCCAACAACAAAAGCUAAAUUCUUUAGUUUCAUCAAAGAUAAAAAAUAUCAAGAUCCAGAUCCAAUCAAUCAUCAGAAUUAGAGAAAUGACAAAGAAAUGGAAGAGAAGAGUUAUGCUGAUGAGUUGAAAACUCUUGCAAGCUUCAAAGAAACAAGAAAUGAGUGGUUUCUAAAGGAAGAGAAGAAAAAGAGGAGCAGAAAAGCAACUCCUAAAGUUCAAGUAGAGGAGGGCUCAUCUUCUCAACCAAAGAAAAAGCGUCAAAAGAAGAAUGUUGAAACUAUACUUAUUGAUGAAUCAGAUAAAGAAGAUGAAGCUGAAGCUGAAGUUGAAGCUAAUGUUGAAGGAGAUGUUCAUUUGUCUCCUGAAUCUGCAAAGUUUUUGAAAUCUCUUAAUAAAUAUAAUGUUGAAAAAGAAAAAGCAGCUAGUGAUGAAGAAGGUGACGAUGUAGACAAAAGUUCAUCAAGCUCAUCUGAAGAAGAAAUUGAUGAAACUGAACGUACAGCAAGAAUUAGAGCUGAGAUUGAAAAAGAGACACAAUUAAAGAGAAAGAGGAGAGAGGAUAAAGAUGAUGAAUUAUACAAUCCAUCUCCUAAGCAGGUUAUAGAAUCUCAGACACCUCCAUCUUCAGGUGGCAGAAAGAAAACAAGUGCAAGAAAGCGAGUUGUUACUCCAAAGGCAGCAAAAAGAUUAAGAGUGUUGUUAAAAAAGAAACCAAUCCAAGAACCUAGUAAACCACCUACACCACCACCUGAGCCAUAACCUGAACUAUCACCAAUUCAAUCACCACCAAGGCAGCUUACACCACCACAUCAACCAUCACCACCACAUCUAUCACUACCACAUUUAUCACCACCACAUCAAUCACAAAUUCAUGAACAAUCUGUUCUUACUUCGCAACAAAUCUUUCAAACACCACCAUCUUCACAACCACAUGUUCGUACUACUCCUGGUUCUUCUGAAUAUAGAAAUUUUCCACGUCUACCGGAGAAUAUUGCUCUUGAUGAUAUUCAAGAUUUCGGGUUUGCAAAUGAUGAGCAAGUGAAGAGAUUGGAAAAGAAAGUAGACAAGGUGUUGAUUGAAAACAAAAGGUUGUUAGAUCGAGAAAAGAAGCUUGAGAAGCGUGUAAAGACAGUCGAAGCUGAAAAUUCUUCAUUGUUGAAAAAAAUCGAAUCUGAUCAAGCUGAGAUUGAUAUUCUGAAAGUUAGAAUUACAGAGCUGGAAGAAGAAAAGUCUCGCAGAGAUAAGCAGAACAAGUACUUCGAGUUAAAGAAUAAAGAAUUGGAAGCUGCUAAAGCAAUGACAGAACAUGAGAUAUACAUGAUGAAUAAAGUGUUAGAAAAUUUGCUUGGAAAGUCUGUUGAGCAGAGAUUUGAAGAGACUGAAGUUGAAGAGGUUAGAGCUCGACGUCAAGCUGAAAUUGAUGCUGAGAUGAAGAAUAAAGGCAAAGGUGUUGAAGGUGUUUCUGAUGUUUCUGAGAAGGCAAUUGUUACAUCUACUGUACUUGAAUCUCCUGUUCAAAAUCCUCGUCCUAUAUCUGCCGUUUCUGGUAUUUUUGAAGAGGAUGUGUUAAUUGAUGACGUUAUUGAUGAUGAGGAAGAUGUUGAAGAGGAUGAUGAAGAAGAGGAUGUUGAUGAAGAAAAGACAGAUGAUGCAGACGAUGUAUUCUCUGCUAGUAGUCAUAGUGAUGAUGAUAAUAAUGAUGAUGAUCAAGGUGGUACAGGAAUUAAAGUUACAGAAGCAUCUAAUGAAGAGAAUGUCGAUGAUUAUCUUCAUGAUGAUGUGAAUGAAGAGCCUGAGGAUGCUACAGGUGAGGGGGAGAACGUUGAUGAUCAAAACGUUGAUAAAAGAGAAAAGUUGAUUUUACGUCUUGAGCCUGAAGUUGAGGAAGGAGAAAUCAGGCAUACAUACACUAUGAAUGAUAUUAUAGAGAUGACACGUAUUGAUGAUCCUAACUUCAAGUUUGACUUUGAAGAAGAAUUGAAUGAUUUCGAUGUCAAUCAGCAACCCGAGUAUCAGUACAAGUAUGUUGAGGAAGCUGAUAACUAUGAUCGAGUUGAAGUCGAAGACUGCAGCGGUGAAGAAAAUGUGAAUGUAGACACUUCAAACUUUCCAACAUUGGUUGAGUUUUUCAGUCAAGAAAAUAUUGAUGAAUUAAGACGGAAAGUUGAAGAAUGUCUGAAAGAUAAGAAUUUUGAUGGAACAGUGAAAGAUGCACAUAAGGAAGAAAGGAAGAAAUGGUUCAGAAAGAGUACUGAAAGAAAAUUCAAACGUCCAUUGAAGUUUUAUAAGAGAGACAGGGAUGUGUCACUGGGGGAUAUUAUUAGUUGGGGAUUCUUGCCACAGGUGAACGCCUAUGCAAUCAGGAGAGAAUAUGGCGUACAAUACUUUCAAUACAUACAGGAUAUCAUGUCUCUACCUUGGUGGGACGUGGAAGAGCUUUCUAAAGUCAGAUCUUUGGAUUAUCCAGUCAGAAAGCAUGAUAUGCCUACCUGGUGGUUAAUGAAGUUUGAAGCUUUUAGAGACUUUAAGCACUGGAAGCCACAUCAACCGAAGAAAGUGAAGAGGGUUGAUCCAGUGACUGGCAAUGAAGAGACUAUUUUACAAAUAAAGAAACCCAGGGUGAUGAAGAAUAUUCCUAUGCCGAAAAUGGAGCAGGAUUUUCAUAAAGGAUUCUUAUAUUGGGUAUACAGUUGUUUGUCCACUGAGGCGGUAAUCACUUACAGAGUUGAGAAUGAAGUUAGACACAUCUUUGUGUAUGAUCCUUUGUGGUUGGUUAACUACUUAGCAAGAGACAUAGAAUGUUUGUUCGUUAACAAGAUUGGAUUCAAAGCUGAAGAUAGAGAGCAAGCGAUGCAAUUUCAAAAGGUUGUGUCUAUCUGUUUCCAGAAAGGAAUAAAUGCUGAAAGUAAAUGGUCGUCAAAGUGGAGAAAAAUUGAGAAGACAGUGGCUAGGAAAGCUGAGAAGGAUAGAAAAGCUCAUGAAGAAAGAGAUAACAUGUUAAGGCAUACUGUUGUUCAAAGGAUGGCUGCUGAAGAAAAGAAAAAGGUUGAAGAAAAUGAGAAGCUUAGGAAGUUGUUGCUGAAAAAGCCUAAGCCGAGAGAAGAAAAGUUUAGAUCAUUGUGAAGAAAGCGCUGAAGACCUGACUGAAGACUCCGGCAAUAUCCAAGGGGGAGUUUGUUGGUGCAUAAUGUCUAUAGCCUACGUCUAAAGUCUGGGUCAUGUCAAUAGCUUGUAUAGGGGUGUAAAAUGUCAAAAUGUAAAGUUUAUGUUUAUUAGAAGUGAUUUCGCAUGAAAUAGCAUGUUGCUAUUUCGCACGAAAUCAAGUUGUGUCAUUUCGUGUGAAAUCAGUCGCCUAUAUAUAUGGCAUCUUGGGUUUUCAUUUGGUAUGAAAUUAGUCGAGGUGUAACGAAGUGCUGCCCAAUAUUCACCGUGUAAUCAAGUUGAAUAUCAAUGAAAACCAAGUAUUAAGUAUAAAUAUCUGUUUCUACACCUUUCUAUCACUGAUUCACAGCUGUUUGACUGUUUCCGCCUUUCAAACAGCUUAGUAUUGACUCUGAUCGACUCAUAUAGGUCGCAAAACGAUCCUACAAGUAGACCUAGAAGGGCAACAGCUAGGAGAAAAUUUAGAAUCCUGGACAUUAUAUACUGAUGGUGCAUCUAAUGUUAGAGGUGUAGGAUUGGGUAUACUACUAAAAUUGCGACAGGGGGACAUAUUACCCCAGGCUAUUAGGUGUGAGUUUCCUG
This is a messenger RNA of Helianthus annuus (common sunflower), 6417 nucleotides long. RefSeq lists its product as uncharacterized. The record is from RefSeq and is a predicted model, not a curated record. Bases 3970 to 5796 code for a protein of 608 amino acids. The transcript is spliced from 6 exons. Lineage: Eukaryota; Viridiplantae; Streptophyta; Magnoliopsida; Asterales; Asteraceae.